UAAAAACAGAUACCUUUAUAAGUUUCGAGGCAAAGCAGCAUGAGCGGCAAGUCGACCGAUGCCAAGUGGUCCGGCGGCUACACGGAGGCCGAGAUGCAGGCCUUGGCCUUCCGUCGGCGCAUGAAGGAGGAAGCGGCGAACCCAACCUUGAAGCGCGAGGCCAAGAAGAAGAAGAAGAAGCACAAGAAGAAGCACAAGAAGACCAAGGUGGACGAGUUUGGCCGCGAUGUCCCGUCCAAGCGCCAGCGAUCCAGCUCGGUCUCGAGUACGUCGUCGGUGAGCUCCAUCGAGAGCCUCCCACCAGAGGACCCGUUUCGCCCCGACAUGGACGAGAACCGCCAUCAUGCCCGAAAACCUCGCCGCCAGCGCAGUCGGAGUCGCAGCCGAGAUCGCAGCCGAGACCGCAGCCAUCGACAAAGCCGCAGUCGAAGCCGCAGCCGAAGUCGCCAACAACGACGUAGUCGGAGUCGAAGCCGCAGCCGUGGCGCAAGUCGUCGCCCGUAUGUCGACGUGUCCAAACGGGACUGGACGCACGACGCCUACAUGAACCGAAGCCCGAGCCCGAUGCGCCAAGUCGAUCCUUUCUACAAACCCGAGCCAGAAGCUUGGGUGUCCCGCGCUGGUGGUGUCUACAUUCCAAAGGUCUAGUUAGCCAUAUACACUAGCCGUCUAGUCUACAGAGCUCGAUCGUUCCUUGCGAUUUCGGCGCCCAUCUCUGUUCCGAGCUCAUCGACCUUGCCCGAAUGGACCUCGACCACCAUCGCCUUCAGUCAUGGUCCUUGGCGGUCUGUUGUUGGCGGUAGCAUGGUGGCAUGCCAAGGAUGCAUGGGACCUCACGCGUAAGCCAAGCAAAUCGCUUUAAAAACGCGUUUAACUCGGCUAUAUAACCUGUCUAAA
Messenger RNA from Saprolegnia diclina VS20, 897 nucleotides. RefSeq lists its product as hypothetical. Lineage: Eukaryota; Oomycota; Saprolegniomycetes; Saprolegniales; Saprolegniaceae. The record is from RefSeq and is a predicted model, not a curated record. The coding region runs from base 40 to 648 and encodes 202 amino acids. The transcript is spliced from 4 exons.